This is a messenger RNA of Saccostrea cuccullata (small rock oyster), 600 nucleotides long. RefSeq lists its product as uncharacterized. NCBI's taxonomy places the organism in Eukaryota, Metazoa, Mollusca, Bivalvia, Ostreida, Ostreidae. The coding region runs from base 1 to 600 and encodes 199 amino acids. The record is from RefSeq and is a predicted model, not a curated record. The transcript has a single exon.
AUGUCCAUCCAAUGUCUGUCACCAUCAGGAUCUGUCUCUACAGACAUCAGUACAGAUCCACUUGAACCAUUAGGAAUCUGUCAGUCAGUGGACGGUGGACUACUGGUUACCCUGAGAGACUAUGUAACACAUUCUUACAAACUAGAGUCACACAGCAGAUGUCUGGUGAGACACAUCACAGUGACAGGUGACGUCAUCCAGGAGUAUGAGUACCAGGAGGACGGUCAGACCAGACUGUUUACAUGGCCAUACAGUGUCACACAGAACAGUAACAGUGAUAUCUGUGUUGUGAACCUUACAGGUAACACUACAGGUGAACUAGUGAUUAUUUCUCCCUCUGGUCGUAUGAAGUCUGUCUAUCGUGGACAGAAUCUGAAAAAGAACUUUAUUCCAUUUGAUGUGGUGUGUGACUCCCACUGUAACAUCCUUGUUACUGACUCACUUAACAACCAGAUCCAUCUAUUGAAUCCUGACAGGAAAUUCCUGAAGUUUUUACUGACAGACAAUGAAAAGAAUGGUCCAUACUCACUGUCCCUAUAUAAGUCUACACUGUGGGUUGGUUAUGAUGGACUUGUAAAAGUGUUUACAUACUCAGUGUAA